Molecule: messenger RNA, 846 nt
Organism: Gadus chalcogrammus (walleye pollock)
Lineage: Eukaryota; Metazoa; Chordata; Actinopteri; Gadiformes; Gadidae
Gene: ift27
Product: intraflagellar transport 27 homolog (Chlamydomonas)
Exons: 7
Coding region: 126-695 (189 amino acids)
Cellular component (GO): Golgi apparatus
Molecular function (GO): GTPase activity; GTP binding
Source: RefSeq, a predicted model, not a curated record
GUGUUACGACUGGUUGCUAGGAAACGCGGCGUGUCCAUGUUGCCGAGGCACACGGAAGACCUCGAAGCCCGUAAAAGCAUCGGUAGAACUUCGUAAUUGUAGCGGUUGCGAAGUCGUCGGUAGAGAUGGUGAAGCUGAGGGCGAGGUGCCUGCUUCUAGGCGACGCGGCGGUGGGUAAAAGUGCCCUAUCCCAGAUGUUCAGCAGUGAUGGGGCACACUUCCACAAGAACUACAGUAUGACAACCGGAGUGGAGCUGCACACUAAGUGUGUCAACAUCUCCGAGACCACAGACAGCGUGGAGCUGUAUAUUAUAGAUUCUGCUGGGAAGGAAAUAUUCCAGGACUUCUGUGAGAAGAUGUGGGGUCAGCCGUCGGUGGUGUGUGUGCUGUUCGACCUCACCAGCCAGCAGUCCUUUGACAGCUGCUCCCAGUGGAUGGACCGGGUGCGGGCCCACUGCAGGGGGAUGCAGCUCCCAGGCGUCCUGGUUGGUAACAAGUCUGACCUAUCAGAACGUAGGGAGGUCCAGACGACCGUUGCCCAGGAGUGGGCUCAGAGCCAGGGCUUGGACUACCACGAGACCUCCGCGAAGGAGAUGGAGAACUGUGAGGCUCCGUUCCACAGCGUUGCCCGGGCGUUCCACGCUCUCUACCAGGAACGCAGAGAGACCAUCCGCAACCUCCAUAUACCGCCAUAGCCCUCCGAGAAGACCUUUCCCUUCUGAGCCACCUUUGUAACCCUUUGGCCUGAUGAUUUCACAUUGUUUUACCACUGGGCGCAUUUAUUGAAUUGAUGUAAUAUUUAUAUAUAAAUAAAUGGUAUGAAUACAUCCUCCCUUUGUCAAGUCU